AUGGGGCUGGACCAGCGCGGUAGCCAUGGAUAUGGUAAGAUGCAACCAGUUUCUAGAUAUAUUUUGAAGGUUAAGCUCACAGGAUGUGAUGUCAGAUUGUGGGCAUGAAAAGGAAAAAUCAAGGAUGACUUCAAGGUUUUUGACCCAAACAACUUGGAGGACGGAAGUGCCCUCAGUGAAGACUCUCAUUGGAUCCUACUGACAACACUACGUGAUGGAGUUUACCGUUACUUCCAAUCUCCAGAUGGGGAAACUGAAGCUCAGAGAAGUAAAGCCCGUACCCCAAGGUCACACGGCAAGAAGUGUUUGACAUGGGAUCCGAACCCAGGUCCUUCUGACUCCAAACCUAUGUCUGUCUUACUUUGGGGACCAACUGUGUCUCUCUCUCCCAGAGCUCCAGAGCCUUCCCAUUCUCCCUCAUUUCCAUCUUCUGUUGCCAUGACAACGAAACGCAGUGUAUCAGUUUCCUAUGACUGCUGUAACAAAUGACCACAAACUUGGUGGCUUAAAACAAUAUAAAUGCAUUAUUCUGGAGGUCAGAAGCCUGACAUGGAUCUCACUGGGCUAAAAUCAAGCUGUCAGCAGGGCUGCGUUCCUUCUGGAGGCUCCGGGAGAGAAGCAGCUUCUCGGCCUUUUCCAGCUUCUAAAGGCCACCUGCAUUCCAUGGCUCGUGGCCCCUUCCUCCAUCUUCAAAGCCAGCAAUGGCCGGUCGAGUCUUGCUCACAUUAUAUCACUCUAGUGCCCACUCUUCUGCCUCCCUCUUCCCUGUUUAAGGACUCAUGAGAUUACAUUGGGCCCACUUGGUUAAUCCAGAAUAAUCUCUCCAUCUCCCCUUCAGCAGGUUAGCAACCUUAACUCCAUCUGCAAAGUUAAUCCUCUCCUUGCCGUGUAACAUAACACGUUCAGAGGUUCAGAGGGAUUAAGAAGUGGACCUUUUUGGGGAGAGACUUUCACUCUGCCCACCGUAUCCAGUGAGGUCACAAGGGCCUCUGUGACCUCAUCAAUCCCCUGGGACCCAAAGUUACAAGGUGCCCCUCCCACACGGUUGCCAGAUGGGCAAACCUCUCACCAGGGGUUUGAACCUAAGUGUCCUGACCUUCUGGCUGCCAUGGGGGCCCAACCUGAGGAGGUUCAGAAGCCUUGCUUGAGGGUCCAGACCCUGUUGAAGAGGGUCAAUGCCUUAUUCAUCAAAGCCCCGCACUCACCCUUCCUCCCACCCCCACCCCCACCCCUCCUCCGGAACCCAGGCUGUACACACGUGUAUGGGUACGUGUUUGGGCACGUGGGUGAAAAUGAUAUGGAGCACCUCCCAUCGCAGCAGGUACUGGACACGGGAGAGCAGCUGAUGGUCCCCGUGGAGGUCCUGGAGGUGGGUAAUGAGGGGGCCUUGUGGAAGUUUCUGCUCUCGGGAGCCAUGGCCGGGGCGGUGUCUCGUACCGGCACAGCCCCUCUGGACCGCGCCAAGGUGUACAUGCAGGUCUACUCCUCCAAGACGAACUUCAUGAACCUGCUGGGGGGGCUACGGAGCAUGGUCCAGGAGGGGGGCUUCCGCUCCCUAUGGCGGGGCAAUGGCAUCAAUGUACUCAAGAUUGCCCCCGAGUAUGCCAUCAAAUUCUCCGUCUUUGAACAGUGUAAGAAUUACUUCUGCGGAGUGCAUGAGUCCCCACCCUUUCAGGAACGUCUCCUUGCUGGCUCCCUGGCAGUGGCCACCUCCCAGACGCUGAUCAACCCCAUGGAGGUGCUGAAGACACGGCUGACCCUGCGCCGGACAGGCCAGUACAAGGGGCUUCUGGACUGCGCCAGGCAGAUCCUGGAGCGGGAGGGCACCCGCGCCCUUUACCGCGGCUACCUGCCCAACAUGCUUGGCAUCAUCCCAUACGCCUGCACUGACCUGGCCAUCUAUGAGAUGCUCAGGUGCUUCUGGCUGAAGUCAGGCAGGGACAUGGAGGACCCUAGUGGCCUGGUGAGUCUGUCAUCUGUGACGCUGUCCACCACCUGCGGCCAGAUGGCCAGUUACCCGCUGACUCUGGUGCGCACCAGGAUGCAGGCCCAAGACACCAUGGAGGACUCCACCAUGCGCGGAGUCUUCCGGCGGAUCCUGGCCCAGCAGGGCUGGCUGGGGCUGUACCGAGGCAUGGCUCCCACAUUACUGAAGGUGUUGCCAGCAGGCGGCAUCAGCUACGUGGUGUAUGAAGCCAUGAAGAAGACCCUGGGGGUAUAGGCAGUGAACUAGGUGACACACCCUGGGGAGAAAUAGACAGGAGGCUCCAGUGUCCCCUGGCCCCAUGAGCCCUCCAGGCUCAGGCCCUAGGGCAGUUUGUGUCAAGAGAAGCAGGCUGGGGGCCUGGGUCAGAAGAUUUGUGGGGCCCCCUCCCCAGGGUGCAGCCAGGACUAGUCUGGACUCCAGUGUGGCUCCUGUGGCCUGUCCUGGCUCCAGAGCGAAAUGGUGAAUGUGGAGACCACCACGAAUAAAGAGAUGGUUUCUGCUGUACGUGUCUGGGAUACCUGGGUCGAGAAGGGAAGAUGGGGA
Molecule: messenger RNA, 2530 nt
Organism: Diceros bicornis minor
Lineage: Eukaryota; Metazoa; Chordata; Mammalia; Perissodactyla; Rhinocerotidae
Gene: SLC25A41
Product: solute carrier family 25 member 41
Exons: 7
Coding region: 1109-2221 (370 amino acids)
Biological process (GO): transmembrane transport
Molecular function (GO): ATP transmembrane transporter activity
Source: RefSeq, a predicted model, not a curated record